Botrytis byssoidea is the source of this 1263-nucleotide messenger RNA. RefSeq lists its product as uncharacterized. The record is from RefSeq and is a predicted model, not a curated record. NCBI's taxonomy places the organism in Eukaryota, Fungi, Ascomycota, Leotiomycetes, Helotiales, Sclerotiniaceae. Gene Ontology annotation, molecular function: heme binding. The transcript has a single exon. The coding region runs from base 1 to 1263 and encodes 420 amino acids.
AUGGUCCUUCUAGGACUCGGUCUCCUGAUCGCCUCAGUUUCGUUUUUAUGUUACAAACAUGCGCCAGCGGGAUGGUGGACGUUUCUCGAGCGACUAACUUUACGAGCGGGGAAUAGUAUUCAGAAUGGAGAUAGCAAUCGAGAUAGCGAUGCAGAUGGGAAAGGGAACGAAGGAAAAAGAGAAGAUUCGACACGAAGAAUUAUAGGAGUAGAAGAACGGGAAAAGGCAGAGGCAGAUAGAGGAGAGAAAUCUUCGACUUCGCCAUCAUCAUCAUCAUCAUCAUCAUCAAACUACAAAAUAAAUGCGCCCACACAAAAAUCUACAACCACACCAACAACCAAUGCGCCAGCCUUCCAAAUCUCCGAACCUUCUCAAUUCCCAUCAAUACAACCACCCUCCCCUCCCCCCAACAAAGCAGCUCUCGACCGCGCCGCCAUGCCCCCACCACCGCCUCUCUUCAAAAAACCCUCAUCCACCCCAAAACCCAAACCCCAAACCCCCACAUCACCAACUACACCCCGCGCGCACGCUUCGCAACCUUCUCCAACCCCUCAGAUCCCCAUCUUUUCCCUCGACGCUACCAAUUCCACAUCAUCACCCUCCGAUCUCGAAUCCGAAUCCGAACCCGAAAUCCCCUCUUUCCCCGCUGCAAACUCCGCACAGCGCGCUUCGAAUACCGGGUCUCGAGCUCCUCCCCGAUUAAAUCCUCUCCCCGCCUUUAAAUCCACAUCCACACCCACACCAUCAACUCUCAGCGCCCCCGCCCGCGGGCCCCUCCCUAAUCGCUCACCCCUCCCAAACCGCAAUCCCUCCUCUUCACUCGCCGCCCCCUCCCUCGCCCCCCCACCAACCCACACCUCCAUCCCCUCCAAACCGCGCAAAAAGGUUCUCCUCACCCCCAACCACUCUCCCCUCGACUGGGCGCGACUCACCUCCUCCCCCACCUCCAAUCUCCGCAAUCUCCCCCCUUCCACCCCUCUCCUGCGCGUGCCCCCUUCCCUUCUUAAACAAUUCACAGGCAGGAAAGGGAAGGAUGCGUGGACGGUGCUGGGGGGUAAGGUAUACAAUAUUACUCCCUAUCUCCCGUAUCAUCCCGGGGGCGAACCAGAGUUGCUGAAGUGUGCGGGACGCGAUGGCACGAGAUUGUUUGGCGAGGUGCAUCCGUGGGUUAAUUGGGAGGGCAUGUUGGAGGCGUGUUUGGUGGGGAUUAGUGUUGGGGAGGAGGAGUUUGAGGGGGUGGGUGGGUUGGAAGAUAUGGAUUAG